GGGCCCCCCCCGGCGAGACCCCCCCCAGGCCCCGCCAGCGCUGACAGGCCGCCAUGGGGGACGCCGGGGGGGGGUUCGGGCUGUCGCUGCCGGAGCUGCGGGCGCUGAUGGAGCUGCGCGGGGCGGACGCGCUGCUGCGGCUGCAGCGGGACCUGGGGGGGGUCGCGGGGCUCUGCCGCCGCCUGCGCACCGACCCCACCGACGGGCUGCCCGAGGCCCCCCCGGAGCUGGAGCGCCGCCGCCGGGCGUUCGGCCGGAACUGGAUCCCCCCGCGGCGCCCCAAGAGCUUCGCGGCGCUGGUGUGGGAGGCGCUGCAGGACGUCACCCUGGUCAUCCUGGAG
This is a messenger RNA of Oenanthe melanoleuca, 341 nucleotides long. Its product is annotated as plasma membrane calcium-transporting ATPase 2-like. Gene Ontology annotation, biological process: regulation of cytosolic calcium ion concentration. The annotation marks the transcript as partial. The record is from RefSeq and is a predicted model, not a curated record. NCBI's taxonomy places the organism in Eukaryota, Metazoa, Chordata, Aves, Passeriformes, Muscicapidae. Gene Ontology annotation, molecular function: P-type calcium transporter activity. The transcript is spliced from 3 exons. Gene Ontology annotation, cellular component: intracellular membrane-bounded organelle.